Messenger RNA from Cyclocybe aegerita, 1236 nucleotides. Lineage: Eukaryota; Fungi; Basidiomycota; Agaricomycetes; Agaricales; Hemipholiotaceae. The record is from the annotation of a GenBank genome assembly.
AUGGUUUUCAUCACUCCCUUCAUCGGUGCUGCUGCUCUCCUCUCCGGCUUCGCGGCCGCUCUGCCCCGACCGGACCACCCUGCUGAACCCGUCGUGACCUCGUCUGCUGCCUACUCCCCCCCUAAGUACGAGGCGCCGAAGUACGAAGCUCCUAAGUACGAGCCCCCCAAAGCAGAGGUUUCCACCAGCAGCGUCCUCUCCAUCGCUGUUCACGAGACCACCUCCUCCGUUGCUCAUGAGACCACCACCGCUGUUGUUCACGAAACCACCUCAACAUCAGCAGCGCAUCCCGUCUACACAUCUCCCUCGUACGGAUCAGGUGCAUCCAACUGGAACAACCAGGGCUACAAUGACUGCGUUCAACAAUGCGUUGCCAGCUAUGGCUCGCUGCCUCCUGCCACCUACACGCCCACGGCCACCAACGCUGGCGUCUACGGCACGGGUGCAACCCACACCGUUAUUGUCGCCCCUACCCAGGGCGUUCUGAGAUACAUCCCCUUCGCUGUCAACGCAUCUGUCGGUGACACCAUCAAGUUCAUGUGGGGCGCCAACAAUCAUACCGUCACCAAGUCCUCGUCUCUGCAACCCUGCAACAGGUCAUCAGAUGCUCUCUUCGCAUCAGGUACUCAGAACAAGGACUUCGUUUUCACCCAAGUUGUCAACGAAACCAGCCCUACGUUCUUCUACUGCGCUACUCCCAAUCACUGCCAGAGGGGCAUGUUUGGUAUCAUCAAUGCCCCCAACGCGUUCCAGGCUCCCACAUCCGUCGGUAGCAUGAUGAGUACCCUCGCUGCCAACAACUCUAAUAUCGCCGCGUAUGCCGCCUACACUGCUAAGGAGACCACUGGCAACCCUGCUGCUGCCAGGUGGGGUGCCAACAUCGACAUGUCCUCUGUGCCAGACUGGGCCUAUGAGACCCUCGCUGAGAACGUCAUGUAUACCCGCACCUUCCUCGCCGCCAACCCUGAAGUCCUCAAGGAAGACGGCUCUGUUGACCUCAGUGCUGCUGGAUCCACUCCUUUGAUGAUCCCUCAGGAUCUUGGCGCUGCUUUGAACAACGCUGCUGCUGCUACCCCCAGCGCUCCUGCUGCCACCACCUCGGCCUCGGCCGCCCCAGAGCCGUCGACAUCUGCGACCGGAACCACGGAAAACCUCAGCAACGGCGCCUUCUCAGUAUCAUCACACAGGGUCGUAGUCGGCCUUGCCGCCGCCCUCGUUACCUUCAUGAUGAUGUAA